Coccinella septempunctata (seven-spotted ladybird) is the source of this 915-nucleotide messenger RNA. RefSeq lists its product as uncharacterized. The coding region runs from base 1 to 915 and encodes 304 amino acids. NCBI's taxonomy places the organism in Eukaryota, Metazoa, Arthropoda, Insecta, Coleoptera, Coccinellidae. The record is from RefSeq and is a predicted model, not a curated record. The transcript has a single exon.
AUGCCAGCGAAUUGUUUGUCAUGUGGUACACCGGUGAGCAGAAGUAAGCCGGCUGUUCGAUGUUUUUUGUGCGUUAAUGAAGCACAUCUGAAUUGCCUGGGGAUUCCUUCGGAUGUGUUGAGGACGUCCGGACGCGGGGGAGGCAUGAAAUGGGUGUGUGACGGUUGCUGCACAGGUGAUAAGGAGGUGCCACGUAAUAAUCAUAACAAUAACAUUGAUAUCAAACUCGAUAAAAUUAUGUCCGAUUUGACUGCUAUCACAAGUCAGCAGGCGAAGUUCAUGGAUUCAUUGAACUUUUAUGGGAACAAGAUAGAUGAUUUUGAGCUGAAGAUGGCAAUCUUUGAGGACAUCAACUCGAAGCUGCAUAAGCACGAUGCUGAGCUCAAUACUCUUGUGGAUGAGAAUACGGACAUAAGGCGAGAGUUAAUUAUUUUACAACAACAGCUCAAGUCGAAAAACCUAGAUGUCAUCGGAAUACCGGAAAGAAAAAAUGAAAAUAUACUAACUAUUGUGGAAAAAAUCGCCUCAAAGCUUGGUAUUCCAAAUGUGGGAAAUUUUAUAGAGGGCUGCUAUAGAAUUCACUAUAUGCCAAAAGUUAAUUUGGGGACAAGACCUAUCGUGAUUGACUUCAAGAAUAAGUCUUACAGAGAUGAGUUUUUGCGAGCAUAUAGGGGAGAUAAACAGAAAAUCAAAACGAGCGAUAUUGGUUUUGAUGGGGUUGAAGAAACCAUAUACGUUAAUGAAAAAGAGUCCCCCUAUUAUAGAAAACUAUUCAAGUCAACUCGGCAGUUUUGUAGAGACAAUAAUUACAAAUAUUGUUGGGUCCAGGAUGGCAGGCUGUUGGUGAGGAGAACUGAUUCCUCGAGGAUUUUUCGCAUUUUUGAAGCUGAGCUGAACAAGUUGCCAAAGGAGUAG